AUGUCUCGACAGCAGCCACAAGACAGCGAUCACGACAUGGCCGUUACCUACACCAGCAGCAGCAACUAUGCGGCGCCUGGCCAGACGCUGCCCUCAUUCCGCGAGCUCCUCCCCCAACACCUGCACGAAGAAAUAGACCGCACAUCGUAUUCACAUUCACACUCGCAUUCCCGAGACCGAGACCGAGACCGAGACCGAGACCGCCACCGCACGCCAGACGCCUACAAAUCAAGGCCGGGGCUUCCUUUCCCUGCUCCGUCUGGCCCCAGCCAGAUUCUGCCCCCCUUGCGAGACCUGUCCGGCCGUGCCCCUGAGAGGCCCAUGAGCGCCUACGCCUACGACUACGAUGAUGCCUCUCUCACUCGCUCCCGGUCACGAGGGGGCUAUACUCGCGAGCAUGCAUACACAUCGCACACCACAGCAAGCACAGAUGACGACCGGUACCGCUACAGCGGCGGCGCCAUGUACGGCAACCAAAACGCCUACGAUCCCGCGCGAUACGCCGGCAGCCAGCAGCCUGCCUACCCGGCCAGCACGUCCAGUACUGGCAGCAGCACGGAAUACAUGACGCACACCCAUGCGCUGCCCCCGUCCAAUUUUGGCGUCAUUGGCAUGGGUGCUGGCGAUGCGCUUGACUCGCGCGGAAAGAGGAGGAGAGGCAAUUUGCCCAAGCCCGUGACCGACGUGCUGCGCGCGUGGUUCCAUGAGCAUCUGGAUCAUCCGUAUCCAACCGAGGAGGAUAAGCAGGUGUUCAUGAAUCAGACGGGCUUGUCGAUUAGCCAGAUCAGCAACUGGUUCAUCAACGCGCGGCGUCGCCAAUUGCCUGCCCUGCGCAACCAGCUGCGCAACAGCGACGGCGAGCAUGGACAUAUGCGCGGUGCGUCGCCGUUGAGCGAUGGCGACGUGUCGUCCAUGUCGUCGUCGCCGACCCGGACGAGGCAUCGGUAG
Molecule: messenger RNA, 948 nt
Organism: Talaromyces atroroseus
Lineage: Eukaryota; Fungi; Ascomycota; Eurotiomycetes; Eurotiales; Trichocomaceae
Exons: 3
Coding region: 1-948 (315 amino acids)
Biological process (GO): regulation of transcription by RNA polymerase II
Molecular function (GO): DNA-binding transcription factor activity, RNA polymerase II-specific; RNA polymerase II cis-regulatory region sequence-specific DNA binding
Source: RefSeq, a predicted model, not a curated record